UUAAAAAUGAGCGAGGAUGAGAUAUAGAAGAAAUUAUAGAUUUGCUUUUUGUAAAGUUAUUAAGAAUAUUUGUUAGACUAUGUCUUUCAUAACAAAAAGAGAAAGAGUGUUUAAUGAAUAUGAUCUGUUUGAUUUACCUCCAAGAAAUGAGGGUAAGCUGAAAGCUUAUGCCUCGUGUACAGAUUCAAGGGCGUGGUCUCACUUCAAUUCUGACAAAGCAGAGCAUCUCUUUGAAGUUAUCAAGAGGAACAACGAAACAUGUCGUCCAAAGUACAUUCCCACUGAUGUUAUAGUAAACACAUUGAUGGUAACUAAGAAUGCUGAAAUCAGUCGUCUUAAAAGACAAAUUGAAGAGUUUGAACAAAUGCUAGCCGCAUACGAUCAACUUGAAUUAACAUCCGAACAAAAAUGUGAAAUUGCUAAUGCCCAUGAUGCGAUUAAAGCUGCGAAUAAAGAACUUGAUGAUUUGUGUUUGGACUUAGAUUUAUCUGGGUUCACUGAGGGUAUUGAUUCAGAGGCAUUUGAGACCGGUCAAUCAAGAGGAGACGUGAUAAAUUUAGUUAUUGUUUUAUUUUUUCAGCCUUCGAGACAUACAGAUCAUGAGACUGAAAAAUCGAAAGGUGAUGAGUGGCUAUAUAAAAAUGCAAUGGGAAAAGAAUCGAAGAGCAAUCAAGUUGGAAACGGUAGCUUGGACUGUGUUCGUGAGGUUAGCACGUCUGCUCGUGACCCAAGAUUAGAAGAAUUGCAAGAAACAGUAAUCAAUAAGGAUGCCAAGCUUAGCGCAAUGCAUAACAAAAUCGCAGUAUUGGAAAACGACGUGUGUGAGCCUUAUUGUAUUUAUGCUCAUAUUUACACAGCACUCGAAAAGAUUUUCGGGACCCUUUGUCAAAAUAUAAAAUACAAACAAUAUUUGGACUUGCUGACAGCUGGAAAAGACACUCGAGGUAUUGACAUUAAAGGUAAAAUACUUUUCAAAAUGAAGGUUCUUGAAAAAUUCUCACUUGCACUAGUUGCUCCUUGUACGGAAGAUCUUACGCCUACUAAAAUGGACUGCACAUGCUAUCGCACUGAAAUAAAGCAAGUCUUCGCUUUAACAGCUGCUGAUUCCACAAGAACACAACUUGAUGACAAACGAGCUCACUUGGUUGCUGACAUAAUAGAAAAUCGAGAAAUGAAAGAAAUUCUGAGUAAAGAAAGUGUUGAGGAUCAAAGUGAUAUUGAGCAAGCACAAGAAUGUUUUGGUUUUGAUAGUUACAGUACUGAAGCUGAAAGUGUUAAUAGAUUGAAAAAAUUACAAGCAAACUUUGAGGAUUUAUUGCUUUGUUAUGAUAAUUUAAAACAUGAAAAGGAUUGUUUAUUUUUACGUUGUCAGAAGUAUACAGAACUUGAAAAAGAAUGUGAAUGCAUGCAAAAUCGGUUAAAAGAAUAUAAUCAAUUAUGGAGUGAAAAAGAAUAUUACCGCAAGCGUUCAACGGACUUAGACAACUUAAAAGAGUCAUAUUACAUCUUAACCGAGGAAACAACAAAUUUAGAAACAAAACUGAAGGCUGAAAUAGAAAUUAAUAAAAUUAAAAGCAUACAUAAUAAUGAAUUAUAUAAUGAAAAUGUGUCCUUAGAGAAAAAAAUACAGGAGCUUAACAAAAUGUUUGAAAAAGAAAACAAUUAUUUAACCUGUAAAGUGAAAGAACAAGAAUGUAAAAUAAUGUGUCAAGAGCAGCAAAUUAAAACAUUAUCCAAUCAAAUUGAUCAAUUUCUUGAACAAGGACAUGAUGCAAUAACGUCCGAUGAAACAGCACGUUCAAUGGAAUUACUCAACGAAAUCGAAUCACAGAAAGAACAGAUCAAGAACCUCAAAGAUGCUCUGCUGUGCAAUGAAGAGGAAAAACGCUAUCUUGAAGACGAUUUUCAGAACAAGCUAGAGCUCAUCAAUGACUUAAAAGUGGAAAUAGAAAAUUGGAAAGAAAAGUAUGAAAAAAUGGUUCAUGCAAAUGACUAUUUAGAAAAAUGUUCGGAUGAUUUUCAAGAUCAAGUACAGCAUCUUCAACACCAAAAUCAGUAUUUGGAAAAUGAUUUAGUUAGUAAAAAUACUGCUCUUAAUAAUUUAAUGGAUAUUGUUCAAAAUAAAUCUCAAGAAAUCAGUAAUUUAACGAAUCAAAUCGAAGAAAAACAAAUCGAAAAUUCAGAACUAUACAAAGAAAUAAAAACAAGUCAAGUUAUAUAUAACGAAAGUUUGUCGAACUUAGCAAAUGAGAAUCAAAUGGCAAUCGUAUCACUUAAAGAAGCUCAACGUGAAAGUCAAGAAAUACUAGAAGCUAUUAAAAGCUUCGUUAACAUAAAUAAUUCUAAUAUAUCUGUAGCUUUUGAUGAUACCAUAGAAAAGUGUAAGAAAGAUCUCUUGCGCAUUGACAAUGAUACAGAUUCAGUGUUAAUAAAAGAAAUAAAAAAAUUGCAUGACCUCAGCAUACAAAAUCUUCACGCCUUAUUGGAUGAAAAUAUUCAAUUCAAAGAAUCACUUGAAGUUUCCAGACAUGAUAGUUUGAUACUGAAAAAUAAAGUUGAAAGCUUAGAAAGUCUUAAUGUAAACUACAAUAAGCUUAAAGAAUCUUACGAUAAGUUGAAAGAAGAAAAAGAUCUACUGGAGCGUGAAUCUAAUAGCAAAAAUUUUGAAUUUGAAUUAACUAAAAAGAAAAGCGAACAACUAAUGAAACAGCUUAACGAAACUGAAGAUGUAAGAAACGACUUUGUCAAAUUGAAAUCAGAAUACCACGGGGUUUUACAGGAACGCAACGAACUAAUGGAUAAAGUUAAAUACAACGAAAAUUUGGUGGAAAAGAAAAGCGAAGAGCUAAUGAAACAGCUUAACGAAACUGAAGAUGUAAGAAACUACUUUGUCAAAUUGAAAUCAGAAUACCAGGAGGUUUUACAGGAACGCAACGAACUAAUGGAUAAAGUUAAACACAACGAAAACUUGCUGGAAACAAUAAGGCGUGAUUUAGAUGAUUUAAAAGAGGAAAAUGAAACUUAUCUUGAGGGAAAAGAAAAGCAAAAGUUGUUAGAGCAAGAACUCAUAAAUUAUGAAAAGUUAUUCAAAAACUUAGAAAAUGAAAAUACGUCUCUUAAGGAAGAACUAUCAAUAAAAUCAGGUGAACUUAUCAAGUUACGUAAUGACCUAGAGGACAAGAUUCGAGAGAAUAAUAACAUUUCUGAUCACAUAAAUUCCUUACAUACAAUUGAAAUGUCUUUGCAAAAUGAUAUAUCAAAUAUGCAAGCAAUGUUGAUAGCAGCAAAGAAAGAGAAUGCUGAUUUAGAGACGAAACUUCAUAAAUACAAAAACCUAGAAACAGAUAUAGAUAACAUACGAAGCGCCUACGAUGGGAUUGUAAAUGAAAAAGAAAAUUUAGAAAAAGUUCUACAGAUGCAACAACAGCAAGUUCAUAGGCUCCAAGAAGAAAAUAAAGUUUUAACCAUUCAAAAUAAGGAUUUAUUAGAUCACAGCGAAGACCUACAAAAUUCUUUAGUACGUACUCGUUCUCAGGCAAGCAUUAUUAAUCCACCAAAUGAUUUAUUGGAAAAUAUAAGAAAUGAAAUCAAAACAAUGAAAGAAGAAAAACUGAUAAGCCAUAGAAAUAUUAGAGAUUUAAAAGACAAAUUAGAUGAAGCGGACGACAUAAUACAAGAUUUGAAAGAAAGUCUCGCUGUGAGGGAUAGUAAAAUUGCCACGCUUCAAAAUUAUGCCAAUCAGUUAGAAGAAGAAGUGAGAAACCUUAACUUUAUGAUUGCUACAGCAGUUGAAUCGAGUGAAGAAAUCAGAGAUAACAGUCAUAAAAAAAUUGAUGAAUCGCUAAGAAGAUUGGAAGCACAUCAUUCAAAAGCAACUCAUAAUAUGAGAAUGGAGAUAACAAGGCUGAAAAGUGAUAAUACUCAAUUAGAAAGUCAACUUUCCAAUACAAUUAUAAACACUGAUGUAACGUCACGAGAAAAAGAAAAAUAUGCAGCACAAAUAUCUCAAUUACGAAAUGAGAGAGAAUCUUUAAUAGAAAACAUCGAGCAAUUAGAAUUAACAUGCUUUGGUGAUAGCUAUUUAAACUCAGAUUCAUGUUCAAUAGAUGAAAUUUUAUUAUCACUUAGCAGAAUAAGAAAAUGCAUAGAAUCAAGAAAUUUAAAGUCCUCUUCACUUGAAAAUACUCUAAUGAAAGUUCAAAAUUCAUCGCAAGUACUGCUAAGCAAAGCUGAUGAAGCCAAAAAGAUUGCUGAAAAAGAAAAAGAAAAAAUAACUCUUGAGAAAGAAGAAGCCUUAAAAGAAAAGAUUACAAUGGAACAGCAACUUGCCACACUUGAAAUAAAAUUGAAAGAUCAAAUAAAUAAAGAUCUCGAAAUAAUAGAAGACUUGAAUGGCAAAUUAUUGAACCAAAAACUUAUGUUUGAAAGAAUUAAUGAAUCGACACAAAAUUACAUUGGCAAAUUAGAAAAUGAAAUUGAAAAUCUUCAGAUACUUUACAAGGACUCAUUAUCCAAACUAAACGAGCUGCAAGAAAAAUUAAAUAAGUCAUCAGAAAACAAUUCGAAUAAUGAUGAAGUUAUAUCUGACAUUAAAAGGAUCUUAAAUGAAAAACAAAAUGAAAUUAAUCAAUUGCAAAUAUAUCUAACUGAAAUACAAAACAAACCGAGUUUGGACGCGGAAAUGCAAACAAUUGUUUUUAUAAAUUUUACUGAUGCCACAUGCCAGACAGAUGAUAAUGAAAUAGAAAUGGUGCAAGAACCAUAUUAUUACGAUACAAAUAAUUAUAACGGUAAUGUUAUUUCAGCGGGAAAUGUAACAGAAGAUAAUAUUAAUUACAUUAAAAGUAGAUACCUAGAUUACAAGUCGAAACAACUCAGCUUAGGUAAACUAGAAUUGCACUCAAUAUCUAGUCCAAGCUGCAGUAAAAAUUCAAGGACUAUAGAAGACUAUGAUAAUAUAGAAAACUUUUCUGAAAAUAAUGUUUCAUUAUGUAAGGAAAUUGAGUUCCUUACAUUUGAAAACCAUCAUAAAAUAAUAGAUAUUUAUAACACGCAAUCAAUAUUAACUGAAAAUACUGAACUUAGUAGUAAAAGCUUCAACAUGGGAUCAAAUGGAGAGUUUAUUACCGGUGAAUAUAAGAAAUGCGAAAUAACGGAACAAACCAAUAAAACCGACAAAAUUGUCAAUGCUUAUGCAUCUAAUGAAAACGAAUCAGUUCAAUUUGAGACUAACGAGUUAUUUCUUAUUUACGAGGAUAGCGAUAAUCCUCCCAUUGAAUAUAAGAAGAAAGGUUCAUCUCAAGUUGUUGUUGAAAUCUUGACGACAAAUCCGCGAAUGGAAUAUAAAGAUUAUAACAAUUCUAAUAUACAAAAGUUAAAAAUUAACGAAGAAAGUGAUAGACAUUUAGAAAAUACUAUCAAACCCAAACUUGAAGUAACUUUACCGAGAGUAGACACUGAUGAAACGACAGCUAUACCAUCAUCUGUUUUAGACAAGAUAUCUGUGAAGUCUUUAGACAUAUUUAGAUUACCAAAACGUUUGACUAAUUCUGAUACAAAAAUAAACAAAAAGUUUUUACAAAAUGAGAUAUCUUCGAAUUCAAGUAGUAUUAAUCUUAACAAUAGGGGUAUGAAAGAUUUAUUAAAAAUACCUCAAAACAAUAGUGAAAUAAUUAAAAAAUCCAUAAACAAUUCAAUACCUGAUCAAAAUACGAGAAGUAACGAUUUAAGCUACGUUCAAAAUACUUUAAGUACUGCAUUAAGUAUUAGCAGAAAUGAUGUGCUAACUAAGGAAUCAAUAACAAAAACAAUUUUAACUACAGGUUCCUCAAAUAAUAAAAAUGAAAAACAAAAUAUUUUUUCUGAAAACGUAAGUUACACGAAAAAUAUAGAAAUUUCAAAUCAAAAACUAAAUAAACCGUCAAAUUAUGCUUUAGAAUAUAUUCUAGAUUCAAUCAAACAGGAUAUAAAGAUUUCUAAUUUUAAUGGUAAUAAUGAUUUAAAAAAUAGUAAGAGUUUCGAUCAAAUACAUCAAUCAAAUCACUAUAGUAAUGAACAUAUCGAUUCUAAAUCCUAUAAUAGACUUAGUCCUUUCCUGGGGUACACAAGUACUGAACCAGAUUUAGAUACUGAAAAAUCUAAUCCAAGAAAAGAAUUUAACAGUACUCAGUACUCGAAUGCGGCAGAACGUGCCUUACUUGUCAGACGAAAUCCAAAUAUUAGUAAUGAGCAAAAAAUUGAAGAACUUGCUAAAGCUAUUAAAGACAUUGAAAAUCAUUAUAAAAAGAAAAUAGAAAUGAUUAAGACACAAUACGAUAAUAAUAUUAAAAAUAUUAUGAAUCAACAUAAUCACGGUGUUGUAAGUAUUCAAAACUUACAUGAGGAAGCUUUACAAGAUGCUAUAAAACGACGUGAAAGUGAAAUUGAAAGCUUGAGAACUAUGAGUAUUGAAGGAAUGCGUAAGGUAGAAAUGCUUGAGAAAGAGAACAAAUUCCUGAAAGUAAAACUUGAAAAGCAACAAUCAAACGAUUUGAGUGAGGUGGGAGUCAAGCGGCCUUCAACGGAGCCAAGAAAAAGAAAACACAGACACAGAAUGGACAGAAUUUUGACUAAAACAAAUAUUGAAUCCUUUAAUUUAAGUCCAAAGAGUCGAUCGCAUGGACCAUGCACUUGUAGCCUUGAUUUGAAUUUGUCUGAUACUAUACGAAAUAUAUUUGAACAGGUUGAUGUUGAACAACGAAAGCUAGGAGAACAGGCAUAUACUAAAUAUAUUGUAAACAAAAUAAUUGAAACCAAUAUAGAUGCUUUGGACACGCAAGAACUAGCAUUCCUCCAUUUAACGGUAUGUCGUACUUGGAAAGCAAUGCUAGGUAAGGAGGAGGCCCUACAAAAACGUAUAGAUUCAUUAGAGAGUGACUUAUUUAAUAAGCAACGUCGCACUCAAAAGCAUAUAGCUGACUUGGACCGUAAAGUUGCCGAAGAAAGGCGGCGCUUACAAGAAGUUCGUGAAGCAGUUUGUAGAAAUACUACCAUUGAAUCGUGCGAAAAUAACCCUGAACGGCAACACAAGCCGGAGAAAGAUGUUUGUAAAUGUGUCUCUAAGAAUAGAGUGGAAGAAAAGUGUUCAGGAGGAGAUGUUGUAACAGGAGUUAUAGGAGCGACACUCCGGGCGAAACGGCCGAAACAAGAAAAUAAUCGGGCGGUUUCCGCAAAAUUGGGUCAAGACGAACGGAGAGAGAAGAAGCAUUAUUACGAUGAUCAGCCAGUGCGCUUACGACGAACUGACCGCGCCACUCGUCUUUCUCACAAAAAAUAUUGAUGCAUGAAACCACCACAAUAGGUAUUAACACUUUCCUUUUCAGUAUAAAUGUUUCUUUGUAAGUGAAAAUUUACUCCAUUGGCAUUGAAGUUCGACUCCUUUACUGAGGACUAUCUGUUAGUGAAUUUAAGUGAAACACGUCUUGUUUUUAUUUUUUAUAUUUUGUAUUAUUUAUAUAAAUUAUGUUCGUAUUACAUUGUAAAUUUCAGUUCAAUAAAUAUUCAAAAUGUUGUUUUA
Messenger RNA from Leptidea sinapis, 7555 nucleotides. RefSeq names its product putative leucine-rich repeat-containing protein DDB_G0290503. The coding region runs from base 80 to 7318 and encodes 2412 amino acids. The record is from RefSeq and is a predicted model, not a curated record. The transcript is spliced from 21 exons. Lineage: Eukaryota; Metazoa; Arthropoda; Insecta; Lepidoptera; Pieridae.